AAGUACACCUGCCUUCACUAACCCCUCUCACCUUCUUCUUCCUCCUCCUUUUUUUCCCUCUUCUCUUCUUUUUGUCUAUUUUCAAUCCUUUUUUUCCUUCCAUUUCUUCCACCCGCCCCCCAUAUAUCAUCGUCAUCUUCUUGUUCGAACAAGGUGACAAAUUAAUCACAGAUGGAGUCCAGGUCUGGAAUCCCAAGGACGAGAUCCGAGCAACUUGAAUUUUCGACGGCCAGGAGGUCGACGGACACCGAGAAUGGCGCGCCCUACCCGACGGGGGCCAGGAAAUCCAGUUUGGGGCGGAAGAUUCACAUUCGGAAGGCGCGGAGCGAGCAGCUCAAGGAAGAGCUGGACGCGCUGGGCAUCGGAACCUUCGCGGAGGAGUCGUCGAUGGCGGCGCUAAGCAGGGCGUCCAGCGCCAGCAUGGGGUUCUCUUUCUCGCUAGCAGGCUUCACUUUGCCGCCAGAGGGCAUGGCAGACCUUCAUGGCUUCCCCGAUGAAAACAACAAUGGGGAUGAUCUGGAAACAGGUAACAGUAAAAAGACUGCAACUAUCACGGAGCCCACCUUGCCGAUUUUUCUGAAGUUCUGGGAGGUAAAAUACAAGGUGGGGGUGAAGGGCGGUGGGAAGGGGGCAUCGGAGAAGGAAAUCCUCAAGGGAAUAACAGGAUCUGCCGAUCCCGGGGAAGUGCUGGCGCUGAUGGGACCAUCGGGGAGUGGGAAGACGAGCCUGCUGAACGUGCUGAGUGGGAGGGUAAGACAGAGGAACAUCUGCGGUGGAUCAGUCACCUACAAUGACCUCCCUUUCUCUAAGCCUCUUAAGAGCAGGGUUGGGUUCGUCACUCAGGACGACGUUCUGUUUCCUCACCUCACGGUGAGGGAGACGCUGACAUACUCCGCGCUCCUUCGACUUCCCCGCACGCUCACGAAGCAGGAGAAGGAGGAAAGAGCUCUACAUGUCAUAUCUGAGCUUGGUCUGGAGAGAUGCUUGGAUACGAUCAUUGGCGGUUCAUUUGUACGUGGGGUGUCUGGUGGGGAGAGAAAGAGAGUGUGCAUAGGGAAUGAGAUUCUGAUCAACCCUUCUCUUCUCUUCCUCGAUGAGCCCACUUCUGGUUUGGAUUCCACAACAGCAUUGAGGAUAAUUCAGGUGUUGCACGGCAUAGCUGAGGCUGGUAAAACAGUGAUAACUACAAUUCACCAACCGUCCAGCAGAUUGUUUCAGAAGUUUGAUAAGUUGAUUCUUCUGGGAAGGGGAAAUUUGCUGUAUUUUGGCAAAGCAAAAGACGCAACUGGCUACUUCUCAACCGUAGGGUGUUCUCCCCUCAUUCCCAUGAACCCAGCAGAAUUCUUGAUUGAUCUGGCAAAUGGAAAUGUAACUGAUAUAACAGUGCCAUCUGAGCUGGAGGAUAAAGUAAACACUGGAAGCCCACGGACAGAGACACGAAACGGAAAGUUAUCACCAUGUGACGUACAUGAUUACUUGGUUGAGGCCUUUGAGACGAGGGUUGCAGACAAUGAAAAGAAGAAGCUGCUGAAGCCAAGUCCCAUUGAUGAUGAGUUGAAGUCUAAGGUGCUAAGUAAACACAGAGAAUGGGGAACAAGCUGGGCCGAACAAUUCUCCAUUUUGUUUUGCAGAGGCUUAAAGGAAAGGCGACAUGAAUAUCUAAGCUGGAUGCGGGUGACCCAAGUUUUCUCUACUGCAAUUAUUCUGGGCCUAUUAUGGUGGCACUCGGAUGUCCAUACCCCUAAAAAUCUGGAAGAUCAGGCUGGCCUUUUGUUCUUCAUUGCAGUAUUCUGGGGCUUCUUUCCUGUUUUUACAGCAAUCUUCACAUUUCCUCAAGAGAGAGCCAUGCUAGCAAAGGAGAGGUCAGUUGAUAUGUACAGGCUCAGUGCAUAUUUUAUCGCCAGGACCUCAAGUGAUCUGCCACUGGAUCUCAUCCUUCCUGUAAUAUUUCUUGGCAUUGUAUACUUCAUGGCGGGCUUGAAACUCGAUGUAUCUGCAUUCUUUCUAACCAUGGUGACAGUAUUUCUGAGCAUUGUUGCUGCCGAGGGUCUGGGACUCGCAAUUGGUGCGACUGUGAUGGACAUCAAAAAAGCAACUACUCUGGCAUCUGUAACUAUUAUGACGUUUAUGUUGGCUGGAGGUUUCUUUGUAAAGAAAGUUCCAGUAUUUGUAUCGUGGGUUCGUUAUAUCUCUUUCAACUACCAUACAUAUAAGCUACUUCUCAGAGUUCAGUAUGGAGGUAUCGCUUCCUCUGUGAAUGGGGUUACAAUCGAUAAUGGUGCAAUGGAAGCGGGAGCUAUGAUUGCGAUGGUUUUCUUGUAUCGCCUCUUGGCUUACUUUUCACUAAGGAAAAUGAAGCUGGGUAACGUUUCUUAAGCAGCCUAAUCAGAAGAUAAUGCAUAGCCUACUUAUUGUGGCGGAGCUUGUCUCUUGCAAAAUGCUAGGUCUUAGACUUUGAUUUCCCAGCACGAUCACGAAUUCUAACAAAAAAAUAUUUAAAUGUUUACUUGAACUUCAUACUGCUAGACGUUGAUCUAGUCCAUGAUAGCAAGUUCACAGUUUAUAAAUUAAGGGAUGGAUGGAUUCAGGCCACCAGGUAUGAUAGAACAGCAGCAGCAGGAUUUUACUUGUUUGGAGAGCAGUAUAACUUACGUGAUGUUAUGACCAGUGAAGGCGUUGAUGAAGAAGAUGGUUCAUUUGUAACUACUGAAAGUCCUGACUCUUAAGUUAUGUCAAAGUGAACCGGCUAUUGAAUACAAAGUAACGAAGUGAAAAAAUUUUCCGUCGAACUAUUCAAAAUAUUUAAUUGCAGCAACUUGGGUACAGUCUAUAUAGCUGUGUGACAUAGAACUAGUACUUGUAUCUGUACCUGAACACUCUUAGGGAGAGAUAGCUUGCUUUCCCCCCUUCCUCUGGGGUUUGACGAGUGAUUUUUUACCAGUUCGCCAGUCCGAUCAAUUAUAUUAUACAACUCGGGACAAAAAUAUUGCCUGAGGGCAAUUCGUAGUUGCCCCGUGCUUAAGUUAACAGUGCGCAAUGAAACUGGAACCAGUCAUUUCCUUGUCAUAUGAUAUACCAUACGGAACACUAGCAAGGCGAUGGGGAAUAUAUCUGGUCUAUAUUAUAGUUGUCUACAACAUCGAGUGACCUGAUAUUAAUGGUCUCCACCGUAGUUUGUUGUAGCUUUAGCUUGCGUAAUGGGUGAUUCGUGAAAUCGAACAAUGCUUGUUGGCAUGGCAGCCACUGAUCCCAAGGUCAGGCCAACUCCUUUGAGACCAGUACUACCAAACUUUGCCAGAAUUGGUCGUGCCUUUGCUAACCAGAAAAUAAAUGUAGAUUAAGUGGAUGAAACGUACGAUCACUGCCAUACAGUAGACUCUUUAGGCAUAAAAAAAAGUUGGAAUUGGUGCCUGCCUAGUGGUGCGUAAUAUUUUUAGGAAAAAAAAAACGGCAAUUAAGAAUGAACUCCGUUCACGUUUCAUUAGCUCGCGAUGGUUGACUUUUGGUUAAUGCAACAACGAAUGGAACAGAAGUGGUGAUUGGUGAGAGAGGAAAAUGGUACAAUUCAGGGAAAUUGGCUUCGUACCUUUUCCUCUUGGUAGGGCUACAUGCGGUGCGAACCUUCUGUGGGCGUGGGAAUAAACCCCGAACCCCUCAACUGGGCAAGGAAGAACCGAGUCGCCGAACCAUUCCAUCCGCUCGCCCCCGAGCUGUCUCAGCACUGCAAGACAGAGGGAUUCCUUCAUAAACAAAACGGCACAAAAGCAGAGCACAAGCUGUCGUUCGUUUGAAGGUAUAGUUUAAAACUGGACAACAAUAAGGAUAUUUGCAGAAGCCAAAGAUAGCUUCCUCCGGUUCAGGCUUAUCUAGGAUAUCUGAACU
Messenger RNA from Nymphaea colorata (pocket water lily), 3882 nucleotides. Its product is annotated as ABC transporter G family member 22-like. Gene Ontology annotation, cellular component: membrane. The record is from RefSeq and is a predicted model, not a curated record. Lineage: Eukaryota; Viridiplantae; Streptophyta; Magnoliopsida; Nymphaeales; Nymphaeaceae. The coding region runs from base 172 to 2376 and encodes 734 amino acids. The transcript has 11 exons. Gene Ontology annotation, molecular function: ABC-type transporter activity; ATP binding; ATP hydrolysis activity.